GUUGUAAAUAACAACUGAUGAUUUGCUGUGAUUUACCAAUACCCUCUUGAAGUUUGGAAAGUUCCCUCUCCACCCUUCUAUGAAAAGCGUGCGUAGAGGGGUGGAUGUUUUUUCCAGCUAACUGGAUUGCCCAAUUACACCGUUGGGUUUUGAAAUCAUGCCUGAAGACGUAAAGCAAAAAGAAAUGGAAGAGAUGUGGAAGGAUGGUUUAAAGAUAGAAUUUCAGUUUGGCAAAGGAGGAUGAUGUGAAGGAGAUCAAAAGUUGGGAGGUACCCGGUCGGAGUCGUGAUGUGGAGUUGGACAACAAACUGGCUUAUAGAUGAAGUUCCGCUUGAAACUAAUUUACUCCUUAAUGUGGAAUCUGAUUAGAACGUCUGGUUUAUUUGGGGUUACUCUUAAAACAUUUCAUCAGACCUUUUCCGAAGCUCUUUCUCUUUCUGAGCGAACAUGAGGGGAGACCAGAGAUCCGCUUCCUUCCACAAGGAAAAGCCGGCAGGCCUGACGCGGGCUCUCAGUUGGCUUAACAUGUCCCCCCUCUCUCACCAGCGGAGACGCUUCUUCCACAGUCAAAGCGAUCUGCACGUAGUUCACAACCCACGCUCGCGAUCCCGCACUCAUCUUCAUGUGCCAAAAAAAGACCAGGAUGUGGACGAUGAUGACUGGGUGUACAGACCUCAACACAAAAUAGCCGUGUCUAACCUGGAUGAGGAGAGCAAAUGGACGGUCCACUACACAGCUCCCUGGCAUCAACGGGAGAACGUCUUUCUCCCAGGCAGCAGACCGCCCUGUGUAGAGGACCUUCACCGGCAGGCAAAAGUCAACCUCAAAACCGCUUUGCGAGAAUGUGACAAGUUGAGGAAAGACGGUUUCCGGAGCUCUCAGUAUUACUCGCAGGGUCCCACUUUCUCUGACCCCAAACAGUCCACCAGCAGCAUAUGUGAUGAAGAGGACGAUGAAAAUGACACAAAGUCGACAGCUUCGUCAGCGGAGGAUGACAAAUCCCAGCUCUCCAUGAGAUCCCCGACGCCGCAGGGAGGGGGCGAGGCAGGCGAGGUGUCGGAGGCUGACGGACAGGUGGUGUGGAACAAGGCCGCGCCCCUCCCGACCCCAGAGGAGAAGAUGAGGCGGGCGGCUCAGGCCGUGCCCACAGAUGUGGUCCCUAUCAACAUCACAGGGGCAGUGUUUGACCGCCAGGCGAGCAUCCGGCGCUCCCUCAUUAACACUGACACCGUGCCCCGCCGGCCCAAGAAGGUCAAACGCAGAAAGACUAUAUCAGGGCUGCCUGACAACCUGAACCAGGAGCUAGCAGCUAAAGGGCGAGGCGGAGAACUUCGGCCACAUUCAAUGUUCAUCCCAGGACAGUACUCUACUCUGGGCCGAGUGGGGAGCGUCAACUCAACCCUCCGACACUCAGAGACCAGAGAUUCGAGCUGCCAGACGGAGGAAGUAAAGGUCGUCCCCCCGUCUAUGAGAAGAAUCCGGGCGCAGAGAGGACAGGGAAUCGCUGCUCAGAUGGCUGGUAUAUCUGCUUCCUCUUCGACAGGAAGCAUCUCCAUCUCCAGCAGCGACAGCUCGGGGGUCGUAAUGCUACCGCAUAAGUUUAACGGAGACCCCUCCCGUUUUCAUAGCCUUCCCCGACAGGGUGCCAGGGUGUCCCUCAGUGCUGAUCCCAUCUAUUGCAGCACGCCCAUAAAAUCAGAGGACCAACCUCAGAGGCAGAUUGGGAAGCUUCAGGUUGAUGACACGGUGGUGCACAUGAGGAACACUCCAAGGAUGAACUCUUUACCCAGGCCGAAGUCUCAAGAGGUGAGAGGGACACCCCACACUGGGUGGGGUGGCAGUACGGCGUGCGUUGUCUCUCCUCAUGCUGCUUAUUCCACAUCCUACAUCCCCAAUGCCACCUUGUCUAGCUCCACUGAGGUGAUCAACCUCAAGACCUACAAUCAGUCACCAGUUUCAGCAUACCCCAUAUCUCGAGCACUCAGCCAGGCUUCCUCCACCAGCACCAACCCCUUGAUGUCCAGUCCAACAGCUUUCAUCCACAGCCCAGCUUUGGCCACUUCUACCCCCAUGCACACACCUCAGGACAGCUGUCUGAUACCUGGCAGGCCAGCUAGUGAGUCGGGUCACUCAGACAGCAGCAUCCACAGCCACAGCACACUGGCCCCCACUCCGCCAUACUGCCUACCAAAGGAGGAUUCGGUCUAUGACACGCCUGAAGAUGUGGUCGCUCCACAUCACACCCUGACUUCCAGUUGCUCCACUCCCAUCAACCAGCUCUACAGCAGCUUGGACCACUCUUCCAGGACCACAACCGACUCCAGUUCCCUCUACUCUCAGGACAACGAUGGAUACUACACCUCUAUGCACCUGGAUUCUGGCUUACGCUCCCGAAGUCAUGGCAGCGGACACGGCCCCACAGCUGGACGAGCCUCUAGACACAGCAUGUACGAGUGUCGUGAGGUAGUCUGUGAGGAAGAUUCUGGAAGUCUGUACAGUGACCGCUCCCUCUCCCGCAGCAUCUCCCUUCGCAAGUCCAGGAAACCCCCGCCCCCCCCGGCUCGGACGGACUCUCUGAGACGCAAGCCUGCAGUGAAGAAGCCCCUCGGAGGCGUAGGCGCCAUCAGCGGUGCAGGUGUGCCGAACGGCAGCAUGCUCAGUGAGACUCUGAUCGCCAGCUUGCAGCAGAGCUUACAGAUGGGACUGAGAGGGGGGGAAGGAAAGGGCGCUUCACCCUCUUCACCCUCGCACAGCCCAAGCAGUGACUACGAUGACCCCUGGGUGAUGCGGUCACGCAGUCAGAGCAGCAUCAGUGCAGGUAGCUCUGCAGCCUCCCUGACAGCGAACGCCAGCUGUGGAGGCGUGCCAAACGUGUACUCGCUCUGCCAUGUGACACCCACCCCCAGCGACACCAGCAGCUUGCGUUCUGACUAUGCUGACUCGUGGGGAUACUACUCAGACUACCCGCGUAACCAAGUGGACCAGAUGGUUCAGACGCCUCCUGGCCACACCACAGAUAAGGUCACAGCCGGGGGUCAUCCAGGAAAAUUUCUGAAUGGAGGUGAGACCAAGGGGACUACAACCCAGGAGGUAGAAGUGUCUGUGAAGACCAAACCCUCCAGCUCCUCACCAGACAGGGUGCAUAGACUCACCUCCCCAUCCAGCGGCUACUCCAGCCAGUCCAAUACCCCCACGGCUGGAACACCGGUACCUGCAUUCAUCAGGCCCAUAUCUCCGUCAGGUGGCAGACCCAAGCCCAAAGUCCCAGAGAGGAAGUCAUCUCUCCUCUCCUCAGUUUCCAUCUCUUCUUCCUCUACAUCCCUGUCCUCCAACACCUCGGACAGUCUGAAGAGCUCUGGUCCCCCUCCACCACCUCCACCACUGCUGCUCUCGUCCUCAGCUCCCAGCACCCCUCUCAAUGCACCUCCACCUUUCCCUCCCCCUCCAAGUUGUACUCCUCCACCUCCUCAGGAUACUUCACUGAGUCCCCUCCUUGCCUGCUCCACUUCCCCAGAAUUCCCUCCUCCGCCAUCCCCAGACAUGCUAAUCCAUACCAGCUCAUCUUUUAAUGGGAGCCUCAGUCCACCCCCUCCCCCGCCUCUUCCUGCCAUACGGCCCCCUCCACCUCCUCCACUGCCUACUUUUGCUUCAGCAUCCUCCUCACCCCCUAAGAAGGCAGCAAAAGAUCCUCCUAAGGCAGAUAUUUCUAAUAGCCCCUCCAAGUCCCCCAAGCCCCUCAUCACCCCAUUUGCACUGCAGAGUGUCCGGCUUCGCUCAGUCAGACGACCAGAGAAUGAAAUUACCAGUAGACUAGACCACACUGAAGCUCAGGAAACCAGAAUAGAAACCAUUUUGGGUCUGAAACAUCAGGACCAGGAGUCAUCUUACUCUGAAGUGCUGACUGGUUGUCCAGGACAGGAUUUGCCCAAGACCCCACCGUCACCUGUGUCACAGCUUCUGGAAAAGCUAUCAUUGGACUGCAGUUUUACAGAUGAAACACCUGAUAGCGCUGCCAUCAAUGGGAAAACUGAAGAACAAAGUUACUGUCUGCUAAACGGUAAAGAAAACGAGGAAGGGAUCUCAUUGCACAGCCGCCCACGCAGCUGUGAAGUGUCCCCCAUCAAACAGAAGCCCCCGGCGGUCUCCAAGAAACCCAAGCUUUCUCUGAUCUUACCGUUGAACCCAAGCGAACAUGUUCAGCCACAGCUUCACGAUACAGUUUCUCUCACCCAAUCAGAAGACCAAGUGGAUGCAUUGCACAAGCAGAUAAAGGAGGAGGUGAUAGAGAGGAGUGAGCAACAGGAUGAAGAGAAUACUAAAGAAAGCCUUGAGCUGUCAGGGAGAGGUGAGGCAUCACCAGACCAGGAUGACUCCUGCUUCACAAGUGGAGAUACAAGCGUUGAUCACAAACUUCCAAAUGGAGAAACUAAUGAAGAGGAAGAAGAUGGACUGAGCAGCACAACCGGAUCCAUCAGCUCCAAGGAGGAUGAUAUAGGUGAGGUUUUUGAAUCCAGUACGGCUGAACCGUUUCCGGCCCUGUCAUCAAACGGGGCACCUGACGAGAACAUGGUGACCCCAACUCCUACUCCUACUCGAGCCAGAACCACAGAGGAUCUCUUUGCUGUAAUACACAGGUCAAAGCGGAAGGUCCUGGGACGUAGGGAGUCUGAAGAAGACAAAUCCCGAACCGAGAGCCAAUCUCAGUCUCCACCAUCGACCCCCACCAGCCUGUCUCCAGUGUCCCUGUCAUCGCUAACCCGCCAGUCGGGGUCAAUUCAGCGCAACCUUCGCAAGACCUCCACCAGCAGCGACACCUUCAAGGCCCUCCUCCUCAAAAAGGGGAGCCGCUCCGAGACCAGUUUCAGGAUGUCUGCCGCCGAGAUGCUUCGCUCCACUGACCCACGCUUUCAGCGAACACGCUCCGAGGGCUCGUUAGACCCCGCUCUUUCUUCGCCAGUCUCACCGAUGGCCCCAAACAGCCCCUCCAACUCUCCCAGUCGAGGUAAGAGGGCAACAGAGGUGGAGUGGAACCGCUAUGAGGCCUUGGGUCUGUCCUCCCCGACGUCUUCACCCUACUCCAUGGGCAUCUCAAAGUACGGACGCUCCCGCACUCCUCCUUCUGCCGCCAGCAGCAAAUACAACGCUCGGAACAGAAUCCUCAGCAGCCCCAUGACUGUGAUCUGCGAGCGCGAAGGGGAGCUAGGUGAGAGCGAGUACGGAGAAACUGCUGAAAAUCUGUCGGAACCAGCAGUCCGGACUGUCCCUAUGCUUACAGACUCCAAUGGCACUUGAUGAGCUGAACUCAUGUGGAACAUAACCUGGAAGGGGUCCUGAACAGGAGCCUCCCUGAGCUCCAGCCCCCUUUGUGCUGCCUCUGAAGGAGUGAUGUGACGCCGGUGGUCACCUGAUCAUGGACCAUGCAAACCUGCCUAAAGUGGAAAAACGGUUCUGCUCCUAUAAUUUCAGUCUCUACUCAAUCUUCUAGUGAUUCACUACUUGUGAAAAGAAGUCAUUCUUUAACACAUGGCAUCUUUAUUUAAAUGUUUUAAUAAUCCUUCUAGUUUAGUUAUAGGACAAGUAUUUGGGGUCAAAAUAAGGUGAAUUGAAGGAAUUGCAGAGUGAAAAUUGUUUAACUUUGCAGCUGAACUUUUUCAAAAGACUGGAAAGUAAAGAUGUGGUUUUCUCUCCGCCUGUAAAUCUCAGUUUCUACUUUUCACCGCCUGGCUUUAGAACGUGACUGCAAGCAGCACCGUUUACAAAUGUCAUCAUAAAUAAAACCGAAUUGAGGACAAGGUACAGCAGACAGAAAGCCCGACGGUACACCUUCAGCUGUAGAAACAACAGCUUUUUACUUUCUGCUCACAAUUCACUUGUUAAAGUGUUCAGUGGUCCAUGGGAAGUGCAGAGGGGGCUCCGUGCUACCACCUAGAGAUGGGAUCAGUGAGGACGAAGCCAAGACUGGAACGACAAAUCUUGACUUUUAGUUUGUAGACUUUGCACUGUGCAUAGAUCUGUUUUUGUUUGUGACUUUGAAAUAUGUUUUAGAGGUCGUUUUAGUUAUGAGUUGCGUUUGGGAGUUAAAUAUGAACCUGUAAAUGUAUAUUAAAAGAUCUUAUUUUAUUGUCGAGCUCUUUUAGUUUUUAUGUGGGUAACCAAAGAGUUUAAUAUUAAACAGAACUGGCUGGUAAUCUGA
Girardinichthys multiradiatus is the source of this 6193-nucleotide messenger RNA. RefSeq names its product NHS-like 1b (gene nhsl1b). NCBI's taxonomy places the organism in Eukaryota, Metazoa, Chordata, Actinopteri, Cyprinodontiformes, Goodeidae. Bases 448 to 5292 code for a protein of 1614 amino acids. The record is from RefSeq and is a predicted model, not a curated record. Gene Ontology annotation, biological process: cell differentiation. The transcript is spliced from 8 exons.